Messenger RNA from Truncatella angustata, 1520 nucleotides. RefSeq lists its product as uncharacterized. Bases 1 to 1446 code for a protein of 481 amino acids. The record is from RefSeq and is a predicted model, not a curated record. The transcript is spliced from 2 exons. NCBI's taxonomy places the organism in Eukaryota, Fungi, Ascomycota, Sordariomycetes, Amphisphaeriales, Sporocadaceae.
AUGGGGCUCUCCGACCUGGCCUCUGUCGUCGCCCGUCCACCCUACCGCGGAGAGCCGACCCAAGGCCAGCCAGCAUACAUGUUUCGUCCUCCGGCGCCUACGGUCUCUUUCGUGACCACAGCCUGCCAGCCCACUUCUCCUUUGCCGGUCUCACCAACGACGUCCUGCGUCCUUUGCUGCAAGAUAAAGCCAACACAACAAGUUCUUCCCACUCGAGCAGUGCCUUUCCUCCGCCUUCCGAAGCGAAAGGCGUCCGAAUUUGACGAAGCCGAAGACUCUGAAAGCGGACACCCGGAUCCCCCCAAUAUCCUCAGGGCUAUCGCCAAGAGGUUCGUCGUCUCGAGAUCUACACCCGAUGCCUUUCAUGAGCGAUUUGACACAGGCCUGACGUGUUGUAUCGGGGAUUCGCUCGCUAGAAAGGAAUCGGCAACACGGCCGUCUGGCAAAGAGAACGCCCGGGGUUGGUCGAAACGGCGUCGUGUUGGCUCGUCGCCCGAAGAUGAGCUUGGCGGCACUAUCUUUUUCGAAAUUCGUAAGGACAACAGCGCGUGUACGAUCGACAUUAACGAGGCACGCUGGCAGCAGGCAUUACUCGAGUAUAUCGAGAAUGAUGAUAAGGAAAACACACAGCCUGGGGACGGCGUCGUCCAGACAUCCGACUAUAUGGCGUACAGUGGCUGGGGGCGCUGCAGGACCACCAAGAAAACAUGGGCCACGACGCCGCGCAGCCCGCUUGUCGAUAUCACCCCUGCGGAUAGACAACGAGAGCGUGAUUGCGGUGCUACGGGUCGUCGAUACCAUCCGUCGGCGUGGCUAGCGAAGACCUCAUGCCGCCGCUGCCGCCAUGGGGCUCCGCUUGUGUGUGCCUGCUGGUACCGCAGGACAUUGGCCGCGACGCAGCACCGCCCACUCGCCAGUAACUUCGUCGCGGAUGGACAAAGAAAGCGUGAUUGCGGUGCUACGGUACAGGGCCGACGAAAUACCUCUCAUGAAGAUACCACCCGUACCGCAACUGCAGGUGUCGACGGCCAGGAAGAACCUCGUGGCGCCAACGACGCUAUCAUAAGUGCCCAGGCACGAUUGAUAGUGUCGAAUGGAAGACUGGCACUAACGCUAAAGGCCAAAGGUCCGCGAUCCUACAACUUAGAUGUAACCUCAUCAACUUACACACCACACCUAGCCAUGAAGUGGAAGAGCCGCCACCACCCACGCGCCUUGGCGGAAGGUCUACGUGCUACAGCCAAGCACAUAUAUCCCCACCGUACAUUAAGCCGGCUUGCCGACUGCCUCCGACGUCUUGCCCGGUGCUUGGCCGCUAAGCCCGAGGACGACGACAGCCAGAUAUCUUCCAUACGGCGCGCCGUAAGGCCUCAAUGGAAGAUUGGCCGCGAAGCCGCGCCGCCCGCUCAACGAUAUCUUCGUCGCGGUUCGACGACCGGAGCCUGAUUGUGGCGCUGCAGCACAGAGCCGACUACGAAGUGGCUCCCUUCGACGCACAGCCGUACCGUGCCUGGGCGUCC